UCUUUUUUUGCUUGACCAUGAAUAUAGUUUAUUCAAUAAAUAAAAUAAUAAAUGAGGAAUAGUCUCCCGACAUUAAAGAAGGUUAAACGAAAGGAUAGCAUAGAAACCAUUGAAUAGAGCAUUGAACCACCCCCUCAUCCAUCGUCCAACCACCACAGCCGGCAGUCUCUACUAUCAGAACUGGUGGCUCUUGAGCUUCAGCAUGGACCAAAUCUACUCGUCUCUCCAGUAUUGGCUAGUGAACCACCCCAAAAUCCUCCAUUUCCAAUGGACGGAAGGUCAAACCCUCGGCUCCACCCCACUCUUCCUCGCUCUCACAGUCCUCUCUUACCUCACACUAACGCUCCUCCUCUCCCGAGCCCCGCUCCCUUCCCUUGGUCCCAACAUUCUCAAACCCAUCACAGCCCUUCAUUCCCUCAAUCUCUUCCUUAUUUCCCUCAUCAUGGCCGUUGGAUGCACCCUCUCCAUCAUAUCCCUUCCAUCUCCUUUAUCCCACAUCAUUUGCUUCCCCCCCAACACCCCUCCCACAGGUCCCUUUUUUUUCUGGGCCAACAUCUUCUAUCUCUCCAAGCUUCUCGAAUUCAUCGAUACCCUUCUGAUUAUCUUAAGUAAUUCUAAGCAAAGGCUGACAUUUCUCCACGUCUACCACCAUGGGACCGUUGUCGUUAUGUGCUACCUUUGGUUACGCACAUCCCAGUCGCUGUUCCCGGUAGCACUCGUCACCAAUGCCACCGUACAUUUAAUAAUGUACUUUUACUAUUUGUUGUGUGCAAUGGGGAUUCGUCCCAAGUGGAAGAGACUGGUUACAAAUUGCCAGAUUGUGCAGUUCAUGUUUAGCUUUAUGGUUUCUGUUAUGAUGCUGUACUACCAUUUUAGUGGAUUGGGUUGUUCAGGGAUGUUGGGUUGGUGCUUCAAUGCUGUUUUCAAUGCCUCUCUUUUGGCUCUUUUUCUUGAUUUCCAUGGCAAGAGUUAUGCUGCCAAACAGAAGAAGGUUGCUGUUGUUGUUGAUAAGGAUAAACGUUCAUGAUCCUGUAACGAUUGGUGAAUAAAUCAGAGAAAAAGCUUCACAUUUUCUCAAUAAAGUGUCAACUUGUUUUUUCAAUAAAGAAGCAUGUGAACUAUUGUAUAAUUGGAACAUUGUUAAUGAGCUCCAUUGCUUUCUCUAAAGUAUUUUUGAAUGAAAUUGCUUUUAGAUGCACCGUUUUUUAAGUAAAA
Messenger RNA from Gossypium arboreum, 1215 nucleotides. Its product is annotated as elongation of fatty acids protein 3-like. Gene Ontology annotation, biological process: fatty acid elongation, monounsaturated fatty acid; fatty acid elongation, polyunsaturated fatty acid; very long-chain fatty acid biosynthetic process. Gene Ontology annotation, molecular function: fatty acid elongase activity. NCBI's taxonomy places the organism in Eukaryota, Viridiplantae, Streptophyta, Magnoliopsida, Malvales, Malvaceae. The record is from RefSeq and is a predicted model, not a curated record. The transcript has a single exon. Bases 203 to 1027 code for a protein of 274 amino acids. Gene Ontology annotation, cellular component: endoplasmic reticulum membrane.